AAUCCUACUCCUAAUAAACUUGUUAUUAUUCUUGAUGAUGCCACGUUAUAACAAUGAAUAAAAUUACACCACGUCCCAACAAUUACACGUUUAACAUGGUAUUUAUUUUAGGUUAGAGGGUAGAUCACUUUUUUUUUUGACAAUAAAAAAAAAAAAAAAAAAAAAAAAAAAAAAAAAAAAAAAAAAAGAAAAAAAAAAGAGAGAUCUCUAAAUUAUUAAGAAGUGUCAAAAUACCGACAAAUCAAAUCAAAAUCAAUGGCGCUUCUUCUUCAGCAAAAUCAACCUCUUUUCAUGCUCCCUUAAAUUUCACACAAUUUAAGGAGCAUUAUUUUUUACUUCUUUACCUACUUAAAUUUUUAUUUUUUUUUUCAAUUUUCAGCUUUAAGUUUGUUGUACAAAUUUGAAUUUUUUUUUUAUAGUUUUAUAUAUUUUCCCCUAAAUUAGAUUUCUCAUAUUUUUAGGGUUUUUUUUUUUCCUAUCUCCCCCAUAUCUUUGUUUUCUUCGGAGAUUUGGGGGAUUUUGAUUACUGUUUUGAUCGAGAGAGAUCUGCUGAAUUUGGGGCUAUAGAUACAAUCAAUUUUGAAAUUUGAAUUGCAAUUUUGGGGUGUGAUUCGAUCUGUUCAGACGAUUUUGUUUGGGCGGACUGGAUCAGAAUCAAAUUACCAACAAAUCUAAUCAGAUUAAUUUUGAUUGCGCUAAUUUUGGGUGAAAAUUGAAGGGUUUUGAAGGGGUUGGAAUUUUGAAUGUGGGUUGUGUAAUGCUGAAUUAAAGGGGCGGAUUUUAUUCUGGAGAUGGCAUCUGCUCAAGUUUUAUCUAAACCAGCUGUUUCGUCCCGGAAAAAGAAGGAUUUGGAAGCUGGUAGACGCUUGCUGGAAGAGUUCAAAAAGAAGAGAGGAGCUUCAAAAAAGCAAGCAUCAAGUAUCCAACCUCGUACAGAUGAUGAUACACCACCUACGAAACAAACUUCAGGAUAUGGACAAGCGUCGUCUGACAAUUCUGGCAAUGCUCAUACAGACAGUAGUUCCGAUGCAGUAACUGGAGCUUCUGUUUAUACUGAACACAGUGACAAAUCAUAUGUUUUCACUCGAUAUAAUGGGUCUGAUUCGGUUCCUCAUGCACACAUUGAUACCCAAAGUGAUAAUUCUUGCUCACCUGAUUUGCUUCAGAAGCUUCCAAAACAAGCGGGAAAUAGUCAUGAGAUUCCAGCUUCAAACUACCAAGCAGGUUCUGACUUCUCACAACAAACAGAUGACAGUAUUGGAAACUUUGGGACGGGUACAGGAAGUGGAAGAUUUGCAGAUGCAAUAUCAUCUAGCAGACCCAGUGCUUCUCAAGUUUAUAAUAGUAGUGAUUCUCACUCAAAAUUCUAUGGAUAUGAUAAUGACUUUAGUUCUUCUGCAAGCUUUGCUAAUACUAUCGGAAGCACCAAUGAUAUUGCUGCAAAAGUCUCUACCGAGGGCCAAGUCACCAGUGUUUUACAUCAGGAGUCUGAUUCUGUUCGCUCACGUUUGGAUUUGCCAGAAUCUGCAUCAGAGUUUGGUCAUAGCUUUCUGAAGUCGAAGAAUCAUUUUGGGUUGGAGGAAAGACAACCUAGUAAUGUAGUGGGGAAUUUGGCAGGUUAUGGAAAUCAAUGGCCAUCUGAAACACGUUCCAUAGGUUUCAACUCUAACACCAGCAGUUUAUUUAAUGGCCCCUCGCAUUCAGUUGUGGCUGAACCAUAUCCCAGAAGAUCUCGUCCUUCUUUCCUUGAUUCUCUUAACAUUGUUAAAGAUUCUUCUGCAUCUAGCCGCCCUUUUGUUGAGAAUGACAAGUUCAUGAAUGCAAAGGUUCCUAGUAGCAAUAUUGCUGAAUCGUCUGCAAUUCAUGAUCCUUCUACAGCAUAUGCUCCUGUUGAACCCCUUUCAACAUCAGUUUAUUCUAAUCCAAGUGAUGGUUUCUUCAGCGAUGUGUCAAAGGGGCACAAAUCAUUUGAGCACAACCUGGAGAGUAAGCUAGAAUUCACUUCCCAGAAACAAAAUGAAGAUUUUGCUGCAUUGGAGCAGCACAUUGAAGAUUUGACGCAAGAGAAGUUUUCUCUGCAGCGUACAUUAGAGGCCUCUAAAACUUUGACAGAGUCAUUAGCUGCUGAGAAUUCUUCUUUGACAGAGAGCUAUAAUCAGCAGGCAAGCAUUGUGAGCCAGUUAAAGGCUGAGAUGGAAAGAUUGCAGGAUGAUAUAAAGUCCCGGCUGGUUGAGCUUGAGGCUAUCAAGUCUGAAUAUGUGAACGCACAACUUGAGUGCGAUGCUGCUGAUGAGCGCGCAAAACUUUUGGCUUCUGAAGUUAUUAGCUUGGAAGAGAAGGCCCUUAGAUUAAGAUCUAAUGAGCUGAAGUUGGAGAGGGAGUUGGAAAACUCAAAUGCUGAAGUUGCUUCCUACAAGAAGAAAAUGUCUAGCCUUGACAGAGAACGUCGAGAUUUGCUGCAGACUAUUGAUGCCUUACAGGAAGAGAAAAAGCUGCUUCAGUCUAAAUUAAGGACAGCUUCAGCUAGUAAAAUUUCUAUUGAGUCUAGUAAGGGGCAUGAGAAAAAAGAUGCUUCAACUUCUACCAAUGAUUUAGGUGAAACUGCUGGAGAUAGCUCUGAACAAGCUUCAUCCAACAUGCAAGUGGUUGACAAUGCAGACAACUUGCUGCUUUUACAAAAUAAUUUAGCUGGUCAUGAUGAUUUUGCUAUGAGUAUCCCUCCAGACCAAAUGCAAAUGAUACAAAAUAUCAAUUCACUAAUUAGCGAGAUAAUAUCAGAAAAGGAGGAAUUGAUGCAAGCUUUGAUUACUGAAGUUUCAACAAGUACUAAGCUGAAGGAAUUGAACAAGGAGCUAUCUCAGAAGCUUGAAGUUCAGACUCAGCGACUGGAGCUGUUGAUGUCCCAAAGCAUGGCAAGUGAGAAUAUUGCUGCCAAGCAGCCUACUGCUUCUAAUGUACGGGAAACUGUUGCAUAUGCAGAUGAAGGCGACGAGGUGGUGGAGCGAGUGCUAGGAUGGAUAAUGAAGCUAUUUCCUGGAGGACCGUCAAAGCGAAGAACCAGCAGACUCUAAGUUGAGUAUAAAGCUUGGAUAAUUCAUUGUCCUUCAUAUUCGCAUUUUGAGGGCUAGAGUAUAGAGGAUAAAUAUUGUAUAUCAUGUGUGACAUUUUGUUUAUUCUUUUCAGUUAAGGAAGCAUUUGAAAAUGAGCAAUUUCUUAGAUAAUUAGAUUGUUUGGGAAAUUUAUUUACACAAUUUAUUUGACACAAGACAAUAAUUCCAUUUCUUUGUACUUUAUAUUUCUUAUAAAGGCUAGUUUCUUUUUAUCUGAUGCAUGGUGGAAAAUGUGGUCACCACCAGAUAUACUGAAGGACAAUUCUAUUAUGUAUGAGCGUUUUUUGAUAGAAGAUGUACACACGUUUUGACUGCCUUA
Messenger RNA from Chenopodium quinoa (quinoa), 3429 nucleotides. Its product is annotated as protein BLISTER-like. NCBI's taxonomy places the organism in Eukaryota, Viridiplantae, Streptophyta, Magnoliopsida, Caryophyllales, Amaranthaceae. The transcript is spliced from 13 exons. Gene Ontology annotation, biological process: regulation of growth. The coding region runs from base 792 to 3071 and encodes 759 amino acids. The record is from RefSeq and is a predicted model, not a curated record.